UUCUUUCUACACAUCCCAUGACUCAAUCCAAAUAAAUCCCUCCCUUCCCUCUCGUUCCCCAGAGCAAGAAGUUCUGCUAGCUACCAACCAAAACAUUAAAAACAUGCCAGCCUCUCAAGCACUACUUGUCUUGGUAGUGGUAAUGUUAUUACAGCUUGCAAUGAGCACCACCGCCACCAAAACCUCCACCAGCACCUCUACCGCUACCACUCAUCAUGACAACAUUUCCAAAGCUAAAACCAAAACCACUUUAUACCCUGAUUUUCAACUCUUGAACGUGAAACAAGCAUUAACAGAAACAAAAACUAGGCCCAUAAAACCAUCCCAGUAUCAAGAACUAUUCAAGACGAAUCCAAAUGAUAGCGAAAGUGGGGGAAAGCAGAAACUGAAACUUGUCCACAGAGACAAGGUAUCUUUCAGCAACAAGUUACAUAACCAUAGCCACGUUUUUCAUGCACGCAUGCAUAGAGACGUGAAGAGGGUGGCUAGCCUUAUACACCGCCUUUCAAGUGGCAGCGCCGCCAAGUAUGAGGUAGAAAAUUUUGGGUCAGAUGUGGUGUCAGGCAUGAACCAAGGUAGUGGAGAAUAUUUUGUUAGGAUAGGACUUGGUAGUCCGCCGAGAAGUCAAUACAUGGUUAUUGAUUCGGGCAGUGAUAUUGUUUGGGUUCAAUGUAAACCCUGCACCCAAUGUUAUCAUCAAACCGACCCGCUAUUUGACCCGGCAGACUCAGCAUCAUUUAUGGGGGUGCCUUGUAGCUCGGCAGUUUGUGAUCGGGUGGAGAAUGCGGGUUGUAAUUCGGGUCGGUGUCGCUACGAGGUAUCAUAUGGUGAUGGAUCGUAUACAAAAGGGACUCUUGCCCUCGAAACACUUACAUUUGGACGAACCGUGGUUCGAAAUGUGGCUAUCGGAUGCGGGCAUAGUAAUCGGGGCAUGUUUGUUGGUGCUGCCGGCUUAUUGGGACUUGGAGGUGGAUCCAUGUCAUUUAUGGGUCAAUUGAGUGGUCAGACCGGGAAUGCAUUUAGUUAUUGUUUAGUGAGUAGGGGGACUAAUACAAAUGGAUUUUUGGAAUUCGGGUCUGAAGCAAUGCCCGUGGGAGCUGCAUGGAUCCCCUUGGUUCGAAACCCGCGGGCACCGAGUUUUUACUAUAUCAGACUUUUGGGUCUCGGAGUUGGAGACACGAGGGUGCCUAUAUCUGAAGAUGUAUUCCAAUUAAAUGAACUGGGAAGUGGAGGUGUUGUUAUGGACACUGGGACGGCUGUGACUCGGUUCCCUACGGUGGCUUACGAAGCGUUUCGUAAUGCCUUUAUUGAGCAAACCCAAAACCUUCCCCGGGCUUCUGGAGUAUCCAUAUUUGAUACUUGUUAUAACCUAAUCGGGUUUCUGUCAGUUCGGGUACCGACUGUUUCAUUUUACUUCUCAGGCGGGCCAAUCCUAACCAUUCCAGCAAAUAACUUCUUAAUUCCAGUGGAUGAUGCAGGAACCUUUUGUUUUGCAUUUGCUCCUUCCCCAUCAGGGCUUUCCAUCCUCGGAAACAUUCAACAAGAAGGGAUUCAAAUUUCUGUUGACGAAGCUAAUGAAUUCGUAGGCUUUGGCCCCAAUAUUUGCUGAGUAGGAAUUUUGCUAGUCUUAAUUAUAGUUACGAAGAUAUUUAUUAUGUGUAAGAAGUAUUAUAGUAUACACAUAGUUAAGAAGGGGUAUGUGUUAAUAUCCUGUGAUGUUUGUCCUAGUAUUGAAGUGUUAUUAUAUAUAGUAUAUGGAACUAGAGCUGUGCUUUUCUCCUUGUGAAGAAGUGUGCACAGAUCAAUGUAAUUAAUGGUUGAUAAAGAUUAUGCAAAAGAGGUGAUUAUGAUUAAACAAAA
Molecule: messenger RNA, 1860 nt
Organism: Populus nigra (black poplar)
Lineage: Eukaryota; Viridiplantae; Streptophyta; Magnoliopsida; Malpighiales; Salicaceae
Product: protein ASPARTIC PROTEASE IN GUARD CELL 2-like
Exons: 1
Coding region: 104-1609 (501 amino acids)
Biological process (GO): proteolysis
Molecular function (GO): aspartic-type endopeptidase activity
Source: RefSeq, a predicted model, not a curated record